Molecule: messenger RNA, 1239 nt
Organism: Aspergillus nomiae NRRL 13137
Lineage: Eukaryota; Fungi; Ascomycota; Eurotiomycetes; Eurotiales; Aspergillaceae
Product: metalloendopeptidase WSS1
Exons: 2
Coding region: 1-1239 (412 amino acids)
Source: RefSeq, a predicted model, not a curated record
AUGCGCGAAAUAGACCCUCUCGUCAUUGAAUAUCAACAUGACAGGCACCGACCCAGGGAAUCUGAAGCCUUAACCAUGCUCAAAAAGAUCGCAUCACUGGUCAAACCUAUCAUGCGCCGGAGGACCUGGAAAGUAGGGACGCUCAGUGAAUUCUACCCACAUCAGCAAAACCUCCUUGGGCUUAAUAUCAACAAAGGCCAAAAAAUAUGUCUUCGACUGCGGUACCCUUAUGACGAGCGUCAAUUCCUCCCGCUCGAACAAGUCGUCGAUACGAUGCUGCAUGAACUUUGUCACAUAGUACAUGGGCCGCAUAACCGAGAGUUCCAUGCUCUCUGGAACCAGCUACGCGACGAGUAUGAAGAGCUUCUUAUGAAGGGCUAUACUGGGGAGGGAUUCCUUUCCGAAGGUAAACGCCUAGGUGGCCGUAGGAUACCUCUUCACGAGGUCCGGAGACAAGCCAAAGCGGCCGCAGAGCAGAGACGGGCACUGUCCGCUGGGUCAGGGCAACGACUGGGGGGUGCUCCGGUACGAGGAAGAGACAUGCGCCGAGUUAUCGCGGAUGCUGCACAAAGACGCAUAGAUGUAACGACAGGCUGUGCGUCGGGAGCGGAAAACAGCAACGAACUCGCGGAAGAAGCGUCUAGAAAUGGCUUCCGGACGAAGGCUGAGGAAGACGACGCAAAUGAACAAGCAAUUAUGCAGGCUUAUAUUGACCUGAUUGAGGAAGAAGAGAGGGAGAGAUACGGCCCUUCUUACGUCCCCCCAAGCCAUGAGAACCCAGCUGGGCCCCGUUCAACUUUAUCUCCUCCACUUGUUCCCGAGAGCACUAGGCCUACAAUGCCGUCGCAACCUCCAGAACCAAUAGAUCUUACAAUUGACGACAGCCUUUUCGAGGCGCCAUGGACGUGUCCAGCUUGCACUUUAGAAAACCCGGCCAGCUUUUUGUGUUGUGAUGCCUGUACAGCGGAGCGACCUCGGCCAUCGAAUACACGUUCUGUAUCUGGACCUGCCAAGAUUCCGAGCAGCUCAGGAUCCCAGAACAAGAAUAAGCGCCGGAGAAGCUACCUGGAUGGCCAACCCACUUUCAAAAACCGUACUAAUGCCGUUGAGACUCUCGCCGCCCUUGAAAGAAAUACCGCUAAACGGCCACUUGGGUGGGUCUGUCAAUUCUGCGAGACUUUCAUGGAGGCGGAAUGGUGGACAUGCUCAAACUGUGGGACAAUGAAGGCCAACUCUUAA